CUAGAGUGCCUGCGUUAUAACGAAUCCGCGUCGAAAAGUCUAAGGGCUAUUUUACAUCGCCUCUCCCACGUGUUCUCUUCCAUCCAGCGGCUGCGGCGCCCGCCCUGAUCCAGACCCUCCGCCCCUAGACUGGACUGGCAACGCAGCCCCCCAGCCUCGCACUGGUGUCGGAUGCGAGAGCCUGUGCUUAAGUAAGAAAUCAGGCUUCAUUGGAGACAUUCAAGCAAAGGUUGGACAACUAAUUUUCCAGAACAAAAAGGAAACUCAUGCAUCAGAAAAGGAAAUUUCACUGGGACCUGAUAGGAAUUACAUUAAGCCUGUAUAUUAAUUCUGGGUGACUAAUAAACAUAUCAAAAGAAUAUGGCUGCACAAAUACCAGAAUCUGAUCAGAUAAAACAGUUUAAAGAAUUUCUUGGAACCUACAAUAAACUUACAGAAACCUGCUUUUUGGACUGCGUUAAAGACUUCACAACAAGAGAAGUAAAACCUGAAGAGACCACCUGUUCAGAACAUUGCUUACAGAAAUAUUUAAAAAUGACACAAAGAAUAUCCAUGAGAUUUCAGGAAUAUCAUAUUCAGCAGAAUGAAGCCCUGGCAGCCAAAGCAGGACUCCUUGGCCAACCACGAUAGAGGAGUCCUGAUGGCUGGACUUUAGAUGAAACAUUGCCAGCAGCUGUUGUGAUGGAAAUGAGGAUUCAUCUGAUGGAAUCCCCUGAAAGCAGUAGCCACCAUGUUAAGCUGUCAUGACUGACUGGCAAGUGGGAAACAACUAGAGAAACAAAAUUGCUAUUUACCACGAAUAAUCAAAAUAGAAGGUCUUAUUGUUCAAUCAAAAUAAUAAGAUGCAACAUUUGUUGAGGCCUUAAGAUUCAGCAGCUUGGUAACUUCAUUAGAUAAAUAAACCUUUGUUUCUUCAAUUGUGACUGUUAAUUUUAAAAGCAAAAUAAUGUGUUCAAUCAUGUAUGAGAUAGAAAAAAUUUUUUAUUACUAAAAGUAAAAUAAAUGGAAAUAUCACUGAGCAGUUGUUUAUACUAUAUAUAGUACCAUAGUAUGCUGACUGGACUGUGGAUACGUUGAAAUGUUUUUCAAUCACGAUCAUCCUCCAAGUAUUCCUGUUCAUUCAUGUCUGUCUCAAAUUGCUGGUAAAUACAUAAAAUAGUUACUUGCUAAUAAUUUCAAUGCACAAUCCUUUUCUUGCGUCCCUUCUUGCAUCAGGAUGGGUAUUACACAUUCUUAUCCUAGCCAUAUUUUCAUAUAUCUUCAGGACACAUCCCAUCUGAGAUUACCUUGGGAAUGUUUAAGAGUUGACUAUUAUGCUCUAGUGAAGACUGUGUUUUGUGUUUUGUCCGAACGCUGAGAGUCUAACAAUAUACAGUGUAUUCUCAGCUAUGUCAUGUGAUCAAUGCAAUAAAAAGUGAACCGAA
Molecule: messenger RNA, 1424 nt
Organism: Herpailurus yagouaroundi (jaguarundi)
Lineage: Eukaryota; Metazoa; Chordata; Mammalia; Carnivora; Felidae
Gene: TIMM9
Product: translocase of inner mitochondrial membrane 9
Exons: 6
Coding region: 361-630 (89 amino acids)
Source: RefSeq, a predicted model, not a curated record